AUGUUUGGCCCAUUCCGCGCUACGAACCCGCUGUCGGGAGGCCUUUUGUGGAAGAUCCCAUGGCGACUGUCGAAAUUCCAGAAGAGGCGGCACAGGCUGCGGCUGCGGGCCGUGGACAGCGUCGUGGCCACGCUGGACGCAGCGCUGGCGAAGAAAGGCCAGACGCUCGAGGCCAUUGAGCGGUGGAAGGCCGAGAUGCCGGUGGAGGAGGAGAUGCUGCCGAGGGACAAGUACACCAUGUUUGACCGGAAGGAGAAGAAGUACCGCAAGGGCAUUCACAAAUUGCCAAAGUGGACGAGAGUUUCGCAGAGAGUCAACCCUCCUGGAUACUAA
Trichoderma harzianum CBS 226.95 is the source of this 333-nucleotide messenger RNA. RefSeq lists its product as hypothetical. The transcript has 2 exons. Lineage: Eukaryota; Fungi; Ascomycota; Sordariomycetes; Hypocreales; Hypocreaceae. The record is from RefSeq and is a predicted model, not a curated record. Bases 1 to 333 code for a protein of 110 amino acids. Gene Ontology annotation, molecular function: structural constituent of ribosome. Gene Ontology annotation, cellular component: mitochondrial large ribosomal subunit.